Camellia sinensis is the source of this 1833-nucleotide messenger RNA. Its product is annotated as zinc ion binding protein. Gene Ontology annotation, cellular component: nucleus. The record is from RefSeq and is a predicted model, not a curated record. Lineage: Eukaryota; Viridiplantae; Streptophyta; Magnoliopsida; Ericales; Theaceae. Gene Ontology annotation, biological process: DNA repair. Gene Ontology annotation, molecular function: metallopeptidase activity.
UUACCCCCGAUUUAUUCACCAAUCCCGAUUCGUUAUCCGGAUUCCACAGCCACAACAUUGGUUUUGACAAUUGAAAUCCCGCCAAGUUCCAAACACCACUUUUCGAUUUCGCCCAGAAUUCGAUGUUUUCUAGACGGCACAAAUGAAUAUCUGAAUUUUAUCGACUGCAAGUUAAUUUAUUCGCUUGUUUUUCCGAUUGAAAUCACUAGGGUUUUGAAGAAACUUUCAGUCUAGGGUUUUGGUUUGAUAAUUUGCUUCAGAAAAAAAUAAAAAUAAAAAUGAAUCUGGGCGAUCUCAACAAGGUUUGGGAAAUCAAACCCCUCAAGAAGGUUGGAGAAGAUGAGGCUAGGAAGAUCCUAGAGAGAGUCGCGAAACAGGUUCAACCCAUCAUGCGUAAACACAAUUGGAGAGUUAAGCUUCUCUCCGAAUUCUGUCCGAACAAUCCAUCUCUUCUGGGGUUGAAUGUAGGUGGUGGUGUGCAUGUAAAGCUUAGGCUUCGAAGGCCAAACAGGGAUUGGGAUUUCUUCCCUUUUGAUCAGAUUCUUGACACAAUGCUGCACGAACUUUGCCACAACGUGCACGGUCCUCACAAUGCCAGUUUCUAUAAUCUCUGGGACGAAAUCAGAAAGGAGUGUGAGGACCUAAUGAACAAGGGCAUAACUGGUAGUGCAGAGGGAUUUGAUCUUCCCGGGAGGCGUUUGGGUGGUUUCUCCCGUGCACCUCCUCUUCCCGCUCUGCGCCAAACGGCAGUAGCUGCUGCAGAAAAGAGAGCACGCUUGGGGUCUCUCCUACCAUCUGGGCCUAAACGCCUUGGUGGUGAUAGCUCAAUAAUGGUUGCACUUAGUCCAAUACAAGCUGCUGCAAUGGCUGCAGAAAGGAGAUUACAGGAUGACAUAUGGUGUGGCUCCCAGUCUUGUGAAGUAUCUGGGGAAUGUGAAAUUAAUUCUGAUAUCUCGGAGAAGACUGUUUAUGUGGGGCAUAGUGCUGGAAACUCGAGCCUUCAAAAUGGUUUUGAUGCACAAGCUGCAGAUGCAACAGCACGAAAAAGAAGUCGUGAAAACAAUUCAUUAUCUCAGUCAUUUAAUGGUCAUCCAAAAUCCAGUUUUGUUGAUUUAUCCACAGAUGCUUCUACUUCUGGAACCAUGCUUAAUCAUGCUGCAACACACAAUACAGAAGAAUUCACAAUGUGGGAGUGUGUAUCUUGCACCUUGUUGAAUCCACCUCUGGCUCCUGUAUGUGAGCUUUGCAGCACCCAAAAGCCCAAAGCUGUAGAAAACAAGUACAAAAUCUGGUCAUGUAAAUUCUGUACCCUGGAAAACAGCGUGAAGGUAGAGAAAUGCACAGCUUGUGGGCAGUGGAGAUAUUCUCAUGGCUUACCUGUGGCUACUUUUGCACCAAAUCUUGGCACUUGAGGUACUACUUGAAUUGCUUAAAAAGUCUGUCCAUCAUUCAAAGUUGCCAGAAUUCCAGUUAUUUUGUUAAUGAACUCUUUGUAUUGGUGGUUAUGCUCAUUCAGCAGGAAUUGAGAACGUUACUGUUCAGUUUGAUCAAACCGACUUUAUGUUCAUAUCCUUGGUCAUUUUGUGUUUUCUCAUUUCAAAUGUGUGGUGGUUUGAUUUAUCCGUGUAGUAUUGUUUUAAACCUUUUAAACUAUACAUAGCUGUAUGUAGAUCUCAGCCAAACUGAGGUUCUCACGAACAUAGGCAAUUAUGAUGAAUUUUGAGCUGAGAUUUUGAAAUGGCCUACAUGUGUUGAUGAUAGUGAGACCACGCGCACUUGUUGUAUCAUGCUUGGAUUUUAUUUUAAUUGGGGAGCAAGUUUUAGCCUUUUCUA